Molecule: messenger RNA, 915 nt
Organism: Sparassis crispa
Lineage: Eukaryota; Fungi; Basidiomycota; Agaricomycetes; Polyporales; Sparassidaceae
Exons: 4
Coding region: 1-915 (304 amino acids)
Biological process (GO): protein phosphorylation
Molecular function (GO): ATP binding; protein kinase activity
Source: RefSeq, a predicted model, not a curated record
AUGUCGCCAGAGGAUGGCAUACAAAAACGUUCGGUGAUAAGUUACCCGGAGAAGACUGACGACGAGCUAUUUGGCGUGCUUAGUCUGUGGGAAGCGCGAUGGCGAGACCGACAACAGUUCUUGGAAGCUCACGGAUACAUGCUACGACCAAGAUAUCGCCCUGGUUGGAUCCCUUCAUGGAGAGCAACAGGGGGAGACCCUAUGGACUUCGAGGACUCUGUAUCUCUUCCAGUCGUACAACACUUGAUUGAUGCAACGCGGCUAUCCGAUGGCGCACUUGUGCAUAUUAAACGGGUGAACACUGGCGACAAUGAGUCGCAAAUCGCCACAAUGCUCUCAUCCGACGCUCUCCGCAAUGACCCACGAAACCACUGUGUACCUAUCCUCGAAGUUAUUCAAGACACAGAUGACGAGACUAUAUCUUAUAUGGUUAUGCCCUUUCUUCGUUUCAUCGACAAUCCGCCGUUUCAAACUGUCGAAAAUCUUGUCGACUUUGCAGACCAGAUUUUAGAGGGAUUACUCUUCCUCCACCAGCAGGGCGUCGCGCAUCGUGAUUGCACGCAUAACAACUUGAUGAUGGAUGGCAGUGCACUCUACCCCCAAGGCUUCCAUCCUGUGCAAGAUGAGUGUCUUCCAGAUGGUACCACACCAGCCGGGGAUCCUUCCCGCAUCAACGUGUCAUUGAAAUACUACUUCAUCGACUUUGGCAUUUCUUCGAUGUUUCCCUUAAAUGUCCAUCCCAAGCUCGUCUUAGGAAUAGACGGGCGUGACCGAGACGUUCCCGAGCUUUCUUCCGUUGUACCGUAUGAUCCCUUCGCAGUCGACAUUUUCAUCCUUGGAAAUGUCUUUCGAAAGCAUGUUCAUAAGGCAAGUGAUACGCUUUCAGUCGGUGUGUUCGCUGACAAAAUAAUAUAG